GAAUAAUAUGAGCGAAAAGCCUGUAGCUCAAGACCCGACCCCACAGCGCUGAGCAUGUUGACUCGAGCCAUUGCUUGGACGCUGUCUCCUGCGUCAAUCGGCCCACGCCCUUGCCUGUGAGAGGCUUAGAACCAAUAUGAUCAGCAUAUGGCCCUUGCUGGGCUCAGGGCCCGCCCACUCGUGCCUCUCGGCCCUUCGCUAUCGCUGAUCCCUGAUGAGUAAUGGAGCUCUUAUGGGCCUUUCGCCCUUCUCUCCACCCAGUACAACGGCAGCGGUGCUGAUGGCGUUUGCGCUUGCCGCCGUACAUGGCAGGAGUUCCAGCAGCGGAUCAGGAUGAAACUGCUGCAGUGCCCGUGCUGCGCCACGGAGGUCGAGCCGCAGCUGGUGUUAACGAUCUGGCAGCUCAACGACCCCAGCUCAACGCUACACGUCAUGACCGCAAACGGCAGUGUAGAGGCGCCUAAGCCCGUCUACUGCUGGCGGGUCUGCAAGUUCGACCGGCGCGUGCACGUCUUGGAGGAGGCGGAGGCGGCUCGCAGCAUCUCGCAGCGCGGGGUGAUGCUUGUGGCGACUGCGCACGGCACCGACCUGCGCUCCAUCAUGGGCAACCCCGACCUCAACAGCCUAGUGGGAGGAAUGCAGACUGUCAUCCUGGGCGACGCGGCGGCUGGGGCCGCGCAUGGCGGCGCCAAGACACGGACGGAGCGCCGCGGCGAGCCCACUUUCAGGUGCCUCGUGGAGGUGCAAGGCCGCGGAAUGCUGCGGCUGCGUCCGGACGUGGCUGCCAGUGUAGAUGCAUUGCUGGGUGGUGAUGACGCCCGCACCGGCGGCGGCCCUGGCGGCGGCGGCCGUGGCAGCCUGCCCAACGCAGCAGUGGGCUCCGGUGGCCACCGCCUGGUGUCGCCGGGAAGCCUGCUGCUGUGUGUGAACGGUGGAGACAGCGUCGGUGGCGGUAGUGGUGCAGCGGCAGUGGCGGAAGCAGCGGAAGCAGCAGGGCGGCAGCAGGAGCAGCGGCGGGUGCAGGAGGCGGAACGGCUGCUGCUGCCAGGGGGGCCUCCGCUGGAGCAGCUGCGCUGGAGCCGGCAGAAAGGAGCGGGGGCGCACGCAUCAGAGCCGUGGACUGCUGGUGCAACAGACCCAGGACUGUGUGUGCGGCUGCUGCUGCCCACAGCGGAUGCCACCUGGUCAGCAGCACACUAGCCGCGAAAGCAAGUGGCUGCAUGCCCACGCACCCUUGCCAUCAACAUGUGCGUAACUUGUCCACAGCCUCAGGUUCCUUUUCUUUGAUAAUUCGAAGCUUCCUGUUGCUCACAUGCACGUCGAGGUAUAUGCACGUCGAGGUAUGUUGUUCAUCGUUGAAGCGCGGCUUUGCGGGACCCGUGACGACGUUCAGGAUCUCUGACUCUUGACCCGUGACGUUGUCUUGAGUAGUGUCCCUUAUGCCGGCGCCCUGGCUCCGUUUAGCGCUUCGUAACUGCUGUCACAGAGUAAAUGACAAAAGGCAAAGGCAAGGCGCUUAACAAGGAUGAGCGUAGGGCCGUUGCGUUGGCCGUCAGGGGCAUGCUGCGGUGUGCGCAACGGGCGCGUUCCACUGGCUGCGAGGAUGCGAAUGGCAAUUUUUGUAGACUUUUGUCUGACGUGCGGUCUCACGUCCUAAUGGACGGCAAUCUGAGCUGCGCCUCCGACCGUAACUAUUUCGCGAGCA
Molecule: messenger RNA, 1705 nt
Organism: Chlamydomonas reinhardtii
Lineage: Eukaryota; Viridiplantae; Chlorophyta; Chlorophyceae; Chlamydomonadales; Chlamydomonadaceae
Exons: 5
Coding region: 334-1200 (288 amino acids)
Source: RefSeq, a predicted model, not a curated record